This is a messenger RNA of Akanthomyces muscarius, 2625 nucleotides long. RefSeq lists its product as uncharacterized. The record is from RefSeq and is a predicted model, not a curated record. Lineage: Eukaryota; Fungi; Ascomycota; Sordariomycetes; Hypocreales; Cordycipitaceae. Bases 1 to 2625 code for a protein of 874 amino acids. The transcript is spliced from 3 exons.
AUGUUUGGUAAGCGCAAACAUGCUGCACCAGUGCAGCCGUUGACCAAGGAGACUGCCAAUGCCAAUGCUGCCACCGCCGCCGCUUCGGCGUUCAUGCGUCGCGCCUCCGAUGCCUCCCUUUCCUCCGCGGCGGCCGCUGCUGCACUAAGGUCCCGACCGACAAGCCCAACAAAUGUGGCCGAUGUACAAUCAAAACGGCUCUCACGGCGAAGCCCAUCCGUAUCCUCUGCCACGGGCAAGCGACUCGAGUUGACACGGACGCCGAGUGUUGGCUCAAUGAUGGAGCGCACAUUUCGAUCGCCUUCGCCAGGCCGUAGUCCGGCGCCAAUGCCUCGUGAUGCGCCUCCCAUCCCGAGUAUUCCCAACACCGACAACUAUAAGCCUCUGUCUCGACCAACCAGCUCCUCGCGCAAAGGUGGCCCCGGCUUGCAAACCCAAAACUUUCGCACAGCAAGCGAGAAAAUGAGAGAUGGUCAGAAAGGAUCAUGGUUUGGCGCUGCUACCGCCCACGAUUUGCACACGGUGCGCCGGACGGCCUCGGAGCUUCAACUCUCCUCCGUCCGCGCCCCAUCCGAACCAAGACCUGGGAGUGUCAGCCCAUCAAUCAACUUUUCGUAUCCUCGCGCAAGGUUACGCUCGCCCACUGGCAGUUUAAGAUCUCUGCAACUUGAGGAUCAAACUUUGGUAUACGACCCAAAUUCUCGGCGCAUGGUGCCAAGAGUGCAGCUGGAGGCCCGAUCCCAAGCCAUACACGAAGAAGACUAUGAUCGAGUUGGAGAAAGACCUCAGAUCAAGAAGCAGCCAAAGCAGCCGAAAGAGCCGAAACAGCCUCGUCUGUCGAGAGCAGGCUCUCAUCUCUCACGUGGCACCGUCGCGAGAACGAAAGCACCAGCUUUAGAAGCUGGCGAAGUAGAGCUGCAGCUGGCAUCCAAGACACUACCUGAGCCGGACCUGAGCCAGGAUAUUGGACCCGAGGCAGGUACUGUACUACCGAAGCCGAAAUCGAAGAAGAAGAAGAAGAAGAAGCAAUCUCAGCCAGCUACCUCAAAAGGGCCCGGGUUAGCGGCAACGGAGACCACCGGCAACUCUGUUUCGGCAGAGUCGAUUGUGGAACUGCCUUCGGCAACUCCAGAAAGCAGAACUACCCAGCCAUCUAAUGUGACCAAGACUGCAAAGUCUUCUAGCAACGCGAAUGGCGCCACUCCUUCGCCAAAUACGAAAUCCAAAGUGAGCGUCGUGGCCUCAAGGGAACCUUCAGAGAGCCCCGCUCGAUCUGCCAGAUUUGCAGCCUCAACAGACCAACUGCUCGUACGACAUGAGCCACCUCCACGAUCACUUUCCCCUCGCAAAUCUGCACUGAAGCAUGCCAGCCCUACUAGAGCCGUGUCGCCUCCUGAUGACAUAUCAGACACCUCUGGAGUUCCUGGCUCCCUGGUCCCUAAUGAUGACGCCCGCAAGAAGAAUUUUCGAGUUAGCUGGGAUGAUCGCAGUGCAGUUGUCGUGAGCGAGCCUACUGCACAACAUGCAGCCGAACAGGCUGCCAGCUCCAGUCCGCAGACGAAGAAGUCGUGGCACAGCAUCGUCGGAAAGGGAAGCAAAAAGGACGUUAUCUCUGUUGAAAAAGAGGAAACUAUGUCUCCCAGACCCACCCUUCCUAGCUUUGGCAGUGUGCGGGAGAAGAAGCCGAAGGAGCAAGAAGAAAGACCGCUGGUUCGUCCUGAGCAUGUUGUCCAGGCGGAAACUCCGGCAGCUGCUGUAUCAGCUUCAACGGCAACUCCUGCAUCUCCUGCCGAGCCCAAUACCUCCAAACAGCGAGAGCCCUUGCCAACUGUUGUCCCAGUUGUGGAAAAGGAAGAGGAAGUUUCAAGCUCAGAAGACGGCCUCAUGGAAGAUACAUCAGACGAGGACUCGGAUUUUGAAGUAAACGCUGCUCGCACUGGCGUCAAUGGUGCAGCGACCAAAAGCAAAGAGACCUUCGAAAGCCAAGUGCCAGAAAUAGCUGUAUCACAUGCCAGCCCUCGCCAGCCGCAAACUGAACAGCUCGAGAAUAUAGCAACCGUCAACACGAAUGACUAUGAUAGCUCUUCGGGUAGCGAAGAGCUAGAGAUGAGCGAUGCUCAUACCCAUGGUGCCAGCUUACAGAUGGAUGAUAUUAAGGAAGAGGAGGAAGAAGCGGAUAUGUACAGCGAUGCCUACGAAGAGAUAACGGAGCCAGACGGCGAUGGUUUCUUGUCUUUGGACGCUGUUCUAGAAAGCCCAGCUGGCUCACCCAGGGCGAAGAGCGCGAGUGACAAGCUAGUCGUUGAAGAAAAAGAGCCUGAAGCUGCCGGACCUAACAAUGGAAGCGACCUCCCGGACGACUGGGAGAACGCAAAGGCUUAUUGGAAGAGUCUCUCGUCUGCAAAGCGGCGACAGCUGGAACAAGAAGCCAUGGAGGAAGGCGAGGACGAGCACGAAGAUCAGCUUACGGCAACGAAAAUUGAUAAGAUCAAGUCUCUCAAGGCAGACACACAAACUACAACGCCUACGAAAGAUCGAUCGUACCAAAUCGCUCCAGGCACGAUCCAGCCAUACGAUAGCACUCCUGAGUCUACACCAACCAACGCAAAUGGCAGCACUCGGUAG